CCCGUACUGCGGUCAGGGCCAUCUUUGGUUGUUCUCGCCGGUCGCGACUCGCACCACAGUCAGUGAACAAUUGUGAUACGUAUCAAAUCAUUCGAGCGAUAACUGUUUGCAAAGAGUUCGUUUUACUGUCGGCAAUAGGACAACAGACUGAUUCUGCAUAAAUAUUUCAUUGCAUCAACACCGUUUUGCAGAUUUUUUUUGCAGCGGAAAUUUGGCUAAAGAAGGGAGAUCCACUGUAAUACAACAUGGAUGAGGAAUAUGAUGUUAUCGUAUUGGGCACCGGACUCACAGAAUGUAUUCUCUCUGGGAUCAUGUCCGUGAAUGGGAAGAAAGUUUUGCAUAUGGACAGAAAUCCAUACUACGGUGGUGAAAGUUCCUCUAUCACACCCCUGGAGGAGCUCUAUAAGAGAUUUGGAAUUUCAGACAGCCCCCCAGAGUCAAUGGGCCGAGGAAGAGACUGGAAUGUGGACCUUAUUCCUAAAUUCUUAAUGGCCAAUGGUCAGUUAGUUAAGAUGCUUCUAUACACUGAAGUGACCAGAUAUCUUGACUUCAAAGUGGUUGAGGGAAGCUUCGUGUAUAAAGGGGGAAAAAUCUACAAAGUGCCCUCUACUGAGACAGAGGCACUGGCUUCAAACCUAAUGGGAAUGUUUGAGAAGAGACGUUUCCGGAAGUUCCUAGUUUUUGUGGCCAACUUUGAUGAGAACGACCCCAAGACCUUUGAGGGUGUCGAUCCCAAACUUACAACAAUGGGAGAAGUGUACAAGAAGUUUGACUUAGGACAGGACGUCGUAGACUUCACGGGACAUGCCCUGGCCCUCUACAGGACAGAUGAUUACCUGGAGCAGCCGUGUCUGGAGACCAUCAAUAGGAUCAAACUCUACAGUGAAUCUCUGGCACGUUACGGAAAGAGCCCCUACCUGUACCCCCUGUACGGAUUGGGGGAGCUGCCUCAGGGGUUUGCUAGGUUAAGUGCUAUUUAUGGAGGAACAUACAUGCUGAACAAACCAGUGGAUGAGAUAGUGAUGGAGGGAGGACAUGUGGUGGGCGUGAAAUCAGAAGGAGAGGUUGCCCGAUGCAAACAGCUCAUCUGUGACCCAAGCUACAUAGCGGACCGUGUGCACAAAGUAGGCCAGGUGAUCCGGGUCAUCUGCGUCCUCAGCCAUCCCAUUAAAAACACUAAUGAUGCCAAUUCCUGCCAGAUCAUCAUCCCUCAGAACCAGGUUAACCGCAAAUCAGAUAUCUAUGUUUGCAUGAUCUCCUACGCCCAUAACGUGGCGGCUCAGGGGAAAUACAUUGCCAUCGUAAGCACCACUGUGGAAACCUCUGAUCCUGAAGCUGAAAUCGAACCUGCUCUGGAACUCAUCGAGCCCAUUGACCAAAAGUUUGUGGCCAUCAGUGACAUGUAUGAACCCACAGAUGAUGGGACAGACAGUCAGAUAUUUGCAUCCCGGUCCUACGAUGCCACCACUCAUUUUGAAACAACUUGUAACGACAUCAAGGACAUCUACAAGCGGAUGACAGGCAGUGACUUCGACUUUGAGAACAUGAAGCGUAAACAGAACGACGUCUUCGGCGAGGACGAGCAGUGAGGGGUGGAGAAGUGACAGAGGAGUGGAGAGGCAAUGUUCAGAUGGAGGGCAGAGAUGGGGCGGGCUGAACGGGAUUUACUGGGCUGGGUUCAGAGGUCACGCAGAACAGAAUCGACAAUGCAACGACGUUGUAAAUCUCUUUCAACCAGCCUUAUCUUUCCCAGAGUGCUCUUUGCUCAUUGUCUCCACACCCCUUCGGUGUCUCUGUUCAGAUACUAUUACAGCACACAGACACACAAACGCUCUAUCGCUCACAUUCCACAACUCUGCACUACAAAGUGGGCUCACACCAACAUGCUACUUUAGAUUCUUACACAAGCAGUAUGCAUCGUUUGCGCAAAAUAUCCUGUUGAAGUGAAACACGUGUCUUUUUGUUCUCUGAAUAUCGUCUUUGACUGAAGCCCAUACAUGUGAACGAUUCCUUGAAUAUUGAAGGAGAUUUAAAACAUUUUCUCUUCCACUUUCGUGAUGUAUCCCCAACAGUCCUCAGACUGUUAGAUAGCAUACUGUCGUCACUUUGACAUUUAACAGCUUCAUGUGAACAGCAGCCUUCCUGUUCUUUAGGAAAGUGUCACUGACAAAA
Molecule: messenger RNA, 2172 nt
Organism: Rhinichthys klamathensis goyatoka
Lineage: Eukaryota; Metazoa; Chordata; Actinopteri; Cypriniformes; Leuciscidae
Gene: gdi1
Product: GDP dissociation inhibitor 1
Exons: 11
Coding region: 246-1589 (447 amino acids)
Biological process (GO): small GTPase-mediated signal transduction; vesicle-mediated transport; protein transport
Cellular component (GO): cytoplasm
Molecular function (GO): Rab GDP-dissociation inhibitor activity
Source: RefSeq, a predicted model, not a curated record